Pterocles gutturalis (yellow-throated sandgrouse) is the source of this 1257-nucleotide messenger RNA. It is a transcript of the gene MAP9, whose product is annotated as microtubule-associated protein 9. Gene Ontology annotation, biological process: mitotic spindle assembly; mitotic cytokinesis; regulation of mitotic cytokinesis. The transcript is spliced from 7 exons. NCBI's taxonomy places the organism in Eukaryota, Metazoa, Chordata, Aves, Pterocliformes, Pteroclidae. Gene Ontology annotation, molecular function: microtubule binding. Gene Ontology annotation, cellular component: astral microtubule. The annotation marks the transcript as partial. The record is from RefSeq and is a predicted model, not a curated record.
GAUGAGCUACAAGAAGCAAUUUCUGCUCGUGCAGCAAGAGAGCAAACAGAUGAUUACUCAGAUGACUUUGAGAGUGACAAAGAUGACAUGUUAAAUGGUAUUGGGGAAGAACUUAAUGAAAGUAAUUCAGGUGCUGAAAGCACUAAGAAAUCAGUUGCUGUUGAGAGUCCUCUCUCAGAUGAUGAUGCUUCACAAAAAGCAGCAGAUUUGGAAAACGAAGCUGCUGAUGACUUGAUGUUAUCCUGUCAUGAGAAGAAGCCUUGGCAAAUAAUAUGUUUAGAAAGUGAAAACAUACAGGAUGACAGAAAAGAUGGUGAAGAAGAAUGUUUGGAAAGUCAAAAUGAGGAUGAUGACAGAAAAAAUAAUGAAGAGUGUUCAGCUACUGAAGAAGUGCCACGUGAUAAUAGUGAAACUGGCCUCUGUAAUGACCUGCCUGUUCAUGAACUACCGAAAAAAAGAAAUCAAAGGGAAAACAAACCAAUACCAAAGCCACGGCUGCAUAGAAUAAGAAAUGCUUCAGCAUCAGAUCAAGAUCAGAAGAUCAACACCAGUGACUUGAAACUGGAGGACUGUGGUAGAAAAUCCCCUUCUGUGACAGAAGUAAUGAUGACCACAGUGUCCGAGAAAACAAAGGUACGAGAGAAGUCAGCAGAUGACAGUUCAGACGAGACGAUUAAACCAGUGGAAGGGCAAAUAGUGACUGAUACCUUACAGGAGGUAUCAGUGAUUGACCAAUCUGAGCACGGGGAGGCAAAGAACACUUCAAAGGACUCUGCCAAGAAACUAAGUGAAACAAAGGAGAGAGUUCGACAAAACCCGAAAGCUUCUUCAUCUGACAGGUCUCUGUCUUCUGCGCACUUAAAGAAAAAGGCAAAAGCUGUUGCACCAGCUGCACCUGUUUCAUCUCAAUAUCUGGGAACAUUAAAGGUGCUGGAGGAUAAACACGUGCAGAAGAACAGUACAGAAUUUCACAAAGCGGAUAGUUUACGAGCAGCUGUUUUCCAGAAUUGGUUGGAAAAAAAGAGGGCCUUUCUUCUGGAAUUAAAGAGAAUAGAGAAGAAGAAAGCUGAAGAUCUAAGGAACGAUGCUGAAAAGAAAGAAGCUGUUAAAAGAGAGGAAGCAAAUGCAUCUUUUGAAGCCUGGAAAAGAAAGAAAGAAAGAGAAGCAAAGCAGUUAAGCGAAAAAAAGAAGCUUGAGGAACUUAAGAAAAAGAAAACAGCAGAACAAGAUGAGGAUAAAACAGAAGCCGCACAGAAG